AUGCCGUCGGUUCGGCGUUUUUCCAGAGUCGAUACUUUCGAGCUGAAGGUUCAGAUCGAAAAGAGGCUCGGUUCACAAAAGGCUGAGAAGUACUUCAAUCUAGUCAUCAGGUAUUUAAAUCUUAAGCUCGGGAAAUCAGAGUUUGAUAAGCUUUGUAUCGGUUUAAUGGGUCGGGAAAAUGUUCGUCUUCACAAUGAACUGAUCAUAGCUAUUGUGAAAAAUGCUGCUCUUUCGAAAAUACCUCCUCAAAAACGUGCGAAGAGUGAUGGUCCUUUGCCUUUAAAGGUCCCUAACGGGACCCAUCCGGUGACUGAUCUACAGUCUCUAUGUGUGUUUCCUCGGUCCCCUAGAAAAGUACGAACACCAAAUCUUCGUGAAAGCAAGUUUAAAGACCAAACGGUUCCUUUUCCCCAACAUUUGGUAACGACAAAAGUUCAACAACAACAACAAAGUGCUACUGAGUUGUUUUCUUUAGGUAGCAAACCGCCACUUGAAGUUAAUUCAGUUGAAGACGGGGAAGAAGUUGAGCAGGAUGCAAUAAGUCCAGGUGUUUAUAGUAGAAACCCUGUUAGUGCGCCAUUUGGCAUCACCAUCCACUCACAAGAACAACGAAAAUUAUGCAUUAAUGGUCUAGAUUCUGCAUACUGUACUGAGACUUGCCAUUACAGUGGUCAUUUGCCUGCUGCAAAUUCUUUAAAGAACAGGUUGAACCACAAUUUGCGAGUUGAAGUGUUCUAA
Molecule: messenger RNA, 738 nt
Organism: Helianthus annuus (common sunflower)
Lineage: Eukaryota; Viridiplantae; Streptophyta; Magnoliopsida; Asterales; Asteraceae
Exons: 2
Coding region: 1-738 (245 amino acids)
Biological process (GO): regulation of transcription by RNA polymerase II
Cellular component (GO): SAGA complex
Molecular function (GO): transcription coactivator activity
Source: RefSeq, a predicted model, not a curated record